GAAAAGUGAAGUCGCCAUUUUACGUUUUUCCAUUGUUUUUCUUGCAGGAGAACGCAAACCACCUUCUCACUUCCAUCCGCAGUAUCUAAGAAACAAAAAUAUCUUCCAGUUUCAUUGCAGCCCACAUCGCCCCGCGAGCGAGCGAGAAUGGCUGCCGCGCUUUUCUUAAGCAACCUUGCGCUUCUUCUACCUGAAGCUUCUUUGUCAUCGAGGAAACGAGAUCCGCCAGCAGCACUGACGGCAACGACGACGGUGGAGCGGCGUCGGCCGGAAGCCGUGGUAUCUAAGUCCUACCUUCCAUCCCUGUUUACCACUACCGGAGGAGAGAUUUCCCACCCACCACCGCCGUCACCACUUCACCGUCGUAAGAAAACUAAGAUGGGUCCCUCCGCCUCCUCUUCUUCCUCUUCUUCACCCCCUUCUGGUGACGGUGGCGGGGGUGAUUGGGAGCAGGAGCUUCUCAACCGGCUCAAGGAGCUGGAGGACAUGAAGGAGCUUGAGAAGCGCGCUGAGGAGCUGCAGAGCUGCGGCGCCCCAGUCACUGCUGAAGAAGAGGGCAAGGGAGGCGGCGAGGACGAGAGCGAGGAGGAGAAGCGCGAGCGCGUCCGUCGUGAGCUCGAGAAGCUGGCCAAGGAGCAGGCGGAGCGGAGGGAGACGGCCAAGCUAAUGUUUGAGCUGGGGCAGAAGGCAUAUGGGAAGGGGAUGUAUUCCAGGGCCAUCGAGUUUUUAGAAGCAGCUCUCACCAUUAUUCCUCGGCCAACACUCUUUGGUGGGGAGAUUCAAAUUUGGCUUGCAAUGGCUUAUGAGGCCAACAAUCGACACAGGGAUUGCAUUGCUCUCUAUCAACAAUUAGAGAAGAAGCACCCUAGUGUUAGUAUCAGACGUCAAGCUGCGGAGCUUCGAUACAUUUUGCAAGCACCAAAGCUCAAGAUUUCUGAGGAUGAGAUGGUUACAAUUCCACUAAUUGGCUCUAGCUAUGACAGAUAUGCCGGAACAUGGAGUGACAAGUACAAGGAUAGGGGCCAGGGAAAAAAGUUCGUUAGCACCACCAACCAACUUCCAUCAUCGAGGGACUUCUUCGGUGACUUCAUGGUGUGGCGACCGCCCGUUGGAUUAGAGAAAAAUCCUGCUUUUUGGACUCUGCUUGCGUUUUGGAUGAGUUUGGUCGGAACUGCCCUUCUGUUGCAGAGAUAAUGUGCCAUUAUGUGAUUAGUCUUUGAGAUUUAAUGCAAAGGCCAUUUGGAUGCCUUGUAGUUUCACCGGCUUGCUUGCAUUGGGCAGGAUUCGUCUAUUGUAAUCUUUAUGGAACUAUUCUAAAUGUUGUAAAUAUGAUUUGGAAUAGCUUCUAAAACGUGUGAUGAUGCACAUUGUGAAAUGUUCGACCUUAG
Phalaenopsis equestris is the source of this 1388-nucleotide messenger RNA. RefSeq lists its product as uncharacterized. The transcript has 4 exons. The record is from RefSeq and is a predicted model, not a curated record. NCBI's taxonomy places the organism in Eukaryota, Viridiplantae, Streptophyta, Magnoliopsida, Asparagales, Orchidaceae. Gene Ontology annotation, cellular component: chloroplast thylakoid membrane. Gene Ontology annotation, molecular function: protein binding. The coding region runs from base 148 to 1194 and encodes 348 amino acids.